Fulvia fulva is the source of this 1374-nucleotide messenger RNA. RefSeq lists its product as uncharacterized. The coding region runs from base 1 to 1374 and encodes 457 amino acids. The transcript is spliced from 3 exons. Lineage: Eukaryota; Fungi; Ascomycota; Dothideomycetes; Mycosphaerellales; Mycosphaerellaceae. The record is from RefSeq and is a predicted model, not a curated record.
AUGUCUAGUUACGGGCAGUCGUCAAAGGCCGGAAACAAAUCAAAGAGACACGGUAACGACCAGGAGCUGGAUUAUGCCGAAGAUGAUCAAGGCAGUGGAUCUCAUCGAAAGGGCUGGAAAGGGACUUUGAACAGCUUCUUCUCGGAGCCAGCGGGAUUUUACCAUACGGAACCUCAAACUUCGCAGUACCAGAAGCAACAGCCUGAAGUUCUUCGAAAACAAGCACCACCUGCGCAGCCGGAAAGAAGGGGCACAGAUCAAGGCAUACAUAAGAUGCCCGUCGAGCGCGAUGCCUGGGGUAGGGUCAGCGAGAAGGAUAAAGAACUGCAGAGACGUGCGGAGUUUAUCGAAGGGCUCAAGGGUCACAUCACGCAGCUCAUGACCAAACAGCAUGCUCUCGAGCAUGAACUUCGACAGCUACAAGUGGCUAGCUUCAAGAACAUCGCCAACGCUCAGUAUACGCCAAUGGACGAUGUGGCUAUCAAGCUGGAACUCGGUGGCAUACAAAGGUCUAUCACCAACAUUGGAAAGCUAUAUGGUGCAGACCCUGGAGACAUGCGCGACCUUCAUACUCGACCUCUUACCGAGCGGGACCAGCUCCAUCUUGAUCUUUGCAACGUAGUCUACCUCCAGGAUGCGGGUAGACAAGAGCUCGAAGAAGAACUGGUGGGCCAGGAGUCCGCGGCUCGGGUUUUCCUGACUGGAUUGCUCUCGUUCGCCGUACACAACGAGAUCGUCAGCAACCCAUUCUUCUUUCUGGCAGAUGAUGUAAACGUUAAAGAACGUCCGUUCCUCGAUGCGGCAACCGUAGACUGGCCACAGGCCUUCUUCAAGGCGUACUCUCGAGAGUGGCUAUCAAAUGCUCACGAGGCAAACAUGUGGCGCUCGCAGACAAUUCGUUAUCUCUUCCCGCCUGGGGAAGAGAGCAAGGACAAUCCUUCGCCACUACAGCAAUUUGUCGUCAACAAACGACUUUCAGCUGGGGUUCGCGCAGCCAACCGAUUCCUGAACGGGAGCUCCAAGUUACUCAUGCGAAGGGGACUGGAUCAGGAAGAAUCGAGGCAGCUGUGUGCCAACGUCUCGGUAGUUUUUGACCACGCCACGAGCUUAGCGAUACGCCUGUGGAGGCAGCGAGUAGCUCUACGAUGUCACUUCCUGCAUGAUCUCGCCAACACGAAGUUUGCAGUGGACUCACCGGAGCUCGAAGCACAUGGUCUCCACGACCUCGACGAUCCAGCGGACCGAAGGCUAGAUGGCAAGCCCAUCCGGACGGUUGUGCAUCCUUCUGUGGUAGCACAUGGAACGCAUGAGGGGGACAGCUACGACUCGGCACGUCGCGUAUGGGCUAAAGCUCUGGUCGUCCUUGAUGUUUGA